AUGAUGUUGUUUCCAUUGUUGACUUUUGACUCCGUCACCACAUACUCCAACUUCAAGAGCAACUUUGUGAAGAGGCUCGAGACUCCUGUGGCCAGCAGCCCCAUCACCACCAGAUGGCAGCCAAGCCCAGCCAGGGACCAGGAAGCCUGUUCCUCUGCUAAAUGGCUAAACCAGCUGUUUUCAACCCAGAAGGGAGUUCAGCAAACUGAUGGGAAAAUGCAUCCCUGUGAGAAAUCCUGAUGUGUCUGGGCAGGCUGUAGAGAUGGAGUUGGAGAUGAAUUCUUCUAUCUUAAGAGGUUCAGUGGUGUCCACCAUUCCACAUGCCAACCAGAGGUGAAGCUUCAUCUCACGGGUUUUUUAAAUGACCACUACCUUGCUAUCCUGGACUGGAAUUCUCAAAAUCUUGUUGCUGUAGCCCUUGGAUCCUCUGUAUACAUCUGGAACACACAAAACCACAGUGGGAUUAAAAGAUAAUAGACUUGCCGGGCGAUAAUAGACUUAAGCCUCUUCUGUAAUUAUGCAUCGUCUGUGUCCUGGAUCAGAGAGGGAUCGUUGGCUAUUGGCACCAGCGAGGGAGAAGUGCAGUCAUGGGAUAUAAUCACUAGAAAGCGGCAGAGAAACAUGCUUGGCCACUUGUCAGUGGUCGGAGCCUUGAGCUGGAACCACUGCACCCACAGCAGGGGGUCCAGACUGGGUCGUGCCCACCACAAUGAUGUUUGGGUGGCUCAGCAUUAUGUCAGAACACUUCACCUUAAGGAGGCUGUGUGUGCUCUGAAAUGGUCACCUGAUGUCAGGCUGCUUUCCACUGGGUGUAAUGAUGGACUACUGAGAAUAUGGCCCCAUGAUCCAGGUGCCAGUGUUCAAGGCCCACCACUGAAAGUCAUACCUCAGUCCACAGCAGCUAAGGCCACGGAGUGGUGUCCCUGGCGGUCUGAAGUCCUUGCCGUUGGCGGAGGAAUGAAGGAUGGACGCCUACAUGUUUUGGAUGUAAAUACUGGGAAGAGCAUUCAGACUCCAAGCACACACUCACAGAUUUGCUCCCUCUUCUCGCUACCUAAGAUAAAGGAGACUGCAACAAGCCAAGGUGCUCCCGAGAGUGCUGUGGCUCUGUGGGCCUGCCCCAUGCUGUCAGUUUCUGGUCACAGAGGCAGGGUGCUGCACCUGGCCACGAGUCCAGACGAGACCCUGGCGCAUGGGACAGCUUGUGUGUGGAAGAGCCACCGGUCACCCAGCCAGUCUUAG
Peromyscus californicus insignis is the source of this 1242-nucleotide messenger RNA. It is a transcript of the gene Cdc20b, whose product is annotated as cell division cycle 20B. Gene Ontology annotation, molecular function: ubiquitin ligase activator activity; anaphase-promoting complex binding; protein binding. Gene Ontology annotation, cellular component: anaphase-promoting complex. The record is from RefSeq and is a predicted model, not a curated record. NCBI's taxonomy places the organism in Eukaryota, Metazoa, Chordata, Mammalia, Rodentia, Cricetidae. Gene Ontology annotation, biological process: positive regulation of anaphase-promoting complex-dependent catabolic process; anaphase-promoting complex-dependent catabolic process; positive regulation of ubiquitin protein ligase activity.